AAGUGGUGAAUGGAAAGGAAAAUAAAAGUGAAGCAGAAGUGCAACAGCAAGUUGGCAAGUCGGCUUUUCUGAUGCAAUAAAUUUCCGAAAUUUUAGAAAAAUCUGUUGGAAAUUAGAAAAAGAAGAAUAAAAAAUGGAUCCGAGCACGGAAUUGGGGAUUGACCCCUCGUUGAAGAAGAAGAAAAAGAAGAAGAUUGAUAUCGAUUCCAUGUUGUCUGGCGGUGGGGGUGGUGGUUCCCAAUCUGCGAGUGGAGAAGGUGUGGAGAGAAGUGUCUCAUUUUUGGAACCGGAAGAAGCGCAAUCAAAACAAGAAGGGGGUCAAUCUGAGUUGCUGGAGUCGUUAGAAUCCUUUGGUUUGAAGAAGAAGAAAAAGACCAAGAAACCUACGUCGGCCGCUGAAGUGGACGAACCACUGAUUGUCGUAAUUCCUGAGGAAAAUGAAGAUUCGGAAAUCGGAUUGGAUUUUGGUGUGAAGAAGAAGAAGAAAAAUAAAGUUCUGAUUGGAGACGAUGAAGAUCAACAAAUCGUGGAGGAUGCACCGGACAUGGUAAUCAAUUCAGAUGAUGAGCAGUCGUCGGAGGGUUUACCGACCAUUCGUACCGUAACCUCUGAGAAAUCCUGGCUUACUUCCGACCGUGACUACACGUAUGAAGAACUAUUAACGCGUGUUUUUGAAAUCAUGCAUGCCAAGAAUCCAGAAAUGGCGAGUGGAACGAAACAAAAAUUCGUCAUGAGGCCACCACAAGUUUUAAGAGUUGGAACGAAGAAAACCAGUUUCGUCAAUUUCAUGGAAAUUUGCAAAAUGCUCCAUCGUCAUCAAAAGCAUUUGUUGGAUUUUCUUUUAUCCGAGUUGGGAACAUCUGGAUCCAUCGAUGGUAACAAUCAACUCAUCAUUAAAGGAAAGUUCCAGCAAAAACAAAUCGAAAAUGUGCUCAGGCGAUACAUUAAAGAAUACGUGACAUGUCACACGUGCCGUUCCCCCAACACGAUCCUCCAAAAGGAUUCUCGGAUAUUUUUUCUGCAAUGUGAGGCUUGUGGGAGCAGAUGCUCCGUCGCAAGUAUUAAACAUGGGUUUCAAGCUGUCACGAGCAAACGAGCAGCCAUCAGAGCAAAAGCCACAUAAUUAUUUUACGCUGCUUUUUCCAUUUAUGCGAUUAAUAAAUAAAAUUGAUAUUUACAUCAACAUAA
Folsomia candida is the source of this 1188-nucleotide messenger RNA. RefSeq names its product eukaryotic translation initiation factor 2 subunit 2 (gene eIF2beta). The record is from RefSeq and is a predicted model, not a curated record. The coding region runs from base 134 to 1123 and encodes 329 amino acids. Gene Ontology annotation, biological process: formation of cytoplasmic translation initiation complex; translational initiation; formation of translation preinitiation complex. The transcript is spliced from 7 exons. Gene Ontology annotation, molecular function: mRNA binding; translation initiation factor binding; translation initiation factor activity. Gene Ontology annotation, cellular component: eukaryotic translation initiation factor 2 complex. NCBI's taxonomy places the organism in Eukaryota, Metazoa, Arthropoda, Collembola, Entomobryomorpha, Isotomidae.